AUGAGCACCGAGACCAAUUCUAGCGCCAGAAUCAUUAUCAGACCAUGCGGAGCCUGUAGAUACUUACAAAAGAAAUGCCUCGACAAUUGCAUAUUCGCACCUUACUUUAAUUCCGAUCAAGGAACUGCCAAUUUCGCGUCGAUUCAUAAGAUAUUCGGAGCAAGCAACGUUACAAAACUUCUAACGAAUAUUCCGAUCGACAAACGGCCCGAGGCAGUUAGGACUUUAAAUUAUGAAGCUUAUGCUCGUCUCCAAGAUCCUAUUUAUGGUUGUGUAUCUCAAAUCUUUGGUCUCCAAAAUCAGGUGAUCAAUCUUCAACGAGAGAAUGCGUGGUUGCAAGCCCAAGUAGCCAGGCAGCCGCCACCUCUGCAGCCAUAUCAGCACCAGCCACAUCAGCAACAGCCACAGUAUUCUUUGUCCAUGUCGGACUACCCAUUGGUUGGCGGCGCCACCUAUGACAUGGCACCUCUCUUUGAGUUUGAUCCAAAUAUUGGAUCAUCUCAACAACAGGAUUCAUGGGCAGCCAAUCAGCAGCCGUUCCAUGAUGAUCACAACACUUUCGCCGGUGUUCCGGUGGGAGGUGGCGACGGCGGUGGUGGAGAAGAGUUACUGAUGAGGAAUCAACGAGGAAGAAAAAGAUCUGCCCCAAGCAUGCCACCUGGCACUAAUUGA
Impatiens glandulifera is the source of this 672-nucleotide messenger RNA. Its product is annotated as LOB domain-containing protein 30-like. Gene Ontology annotation, biological process: hormone-mediated signaling pathway; positive regulation of DNA-templated transcription. The transcript has 2 exons. Gene Ontology annotation, cellular component: nucleus. The coding region runs from base 1 to 672 and encodes 223 amino acids. Lineage: Eukaryota; Viridiplantae; Streptophyta; Magnoliopsida; Ericales; Balsaminaceae. The record is from RefSeq and is a predicted model, not a curated record.